This is a messenger RNA of Ectocarpus sp. CCAP 1310/34, 4668 nucleotides long. The record is from the annotation of a GenBank genome assembly. NCBI's taxonomy places the organism in Eukaryota, Phaeophyceae, Ectocarpales, Ectocarpaceae.
AUGCUGGUUGGUUCCGCGGGGACGGGCAAGACCUCCCUGGUGCAAGGGUUCCUCAGCGAAAAAGCUAGCGACACUCUUCUCUCGUGCACGAUCAAUACAAGCUACUAUACCGACGCUGCCGCCUUGCAACGUCAGCUGGAGCAGCCCUUAGACAAGAGAAGCGGCAAGACCUACGGGCCUCCCAGCUCAAAGAGGCUGAUCUACUUCGUUGACGACCUGAACAUGCCCUUCAUUGAGGAGUACGGCACGCAGACACCGAUCGCGCUCCUGAGACAGUUCAUGGACUACCGAGGGUGGUACGACCGCGCGGACUUGGGUCUAAGGAAGAACAUAGUGGACGUUCAAUUCCUGGGCGCGAUGAACCACAAAAGCGGCUCCUUCUCCUUAAACCCUCGCCUGCAGAGGCACUUCGUUACGUUCGCCUGCCAGACUCCGGCCGACGACGACCUUAUCACGAUUUAUGGCGCAGUGGUCGGGGGACACCUCAACUCCUUCCCCUCAGACAUUCGGCGCUUCGGAGGGCCGGUUCUCGACGCGACGAUAUCUCUGUAUCGCUCGGUUUGCGCAAAGUUUCUUCCGACAGCUGUCAAGUUCUACUACGGCUUCAACCUUCGCGACCUCUCCUGCCUCGUACAAGGGCUGUGCAUGGCGAGACCUGAGAACUGCACGUCAAAGAGCUGGUUUGCCCGGUUAUGGCGCCACGAAUGCGAAAGAGUCUACUCUGACAGGCUCAUGUCCGACAGCGAGGUGAAGGCGUUCGAAGACAUGAUGCAAGAAGCGGCCAAGAAGCACCUAGGCCUUGAUCACGCCCAAAAUGAGGUGUUCCAGGAAACUAAUGUCUUCACGUCCUUCGCGGUCCAACCAGAGGACCUCGACCUCGACUCAGCCUCGUAUGUCCCGGUGCCGUCCAUGGAUUAUCUCAAGCAAGACCUGCAGGACAGAAUUAAGUUACACAGUGCUUACAACUGUCUGAGGAAGUGGAAGCACCAGAAAAUAAACUUAGUCAUACCCAGCNUCGCCCCUUACCUCCAGGAGUACAACGAGACUCACGCCAUGAUGAACCUAGUUCUGUUCGACCAGGCCAUGCACCACGUCACGAGGAUCAGCCGAAUCUUGCAAUUCCCGCGAGGAAAUGCGCUGCUGCUAGGGGUGGGUGGGUCUGGAAAGCAGACCCUCUGCAAGCUGGCUGCGUUCAUCGCCGGUUGUGAGGUGUCUGAGAUAGCCGUGACGAGCAACUACGGGGUGGCUGACCUUCGAGCGGAGCUUAAGGACCUGUACCGAAAAGCUGGGGUCAAACCCGCCCUACCGCUUGUUUUCAUGCUCACGGACUCGCAGGCGAGGGCCGGGUUCGGCAUCCGGCGUUGGCAGAAGAGGAUGUUACAAUACAAUCCGAUGCGCGAUGUCAUGAUUCCCGCGCUCGACCAGAUCGUGGACGAACAUUUCUUGGUGUACGUGAACGACAUUCUCACUUCUGGAGUGAUGCCCGACCUGUUCACCAAGGAAGAGUAUGACGCGAUAUUUACCGCCAUACGAAUCGCCGCCAAGUCGGCAGGAGUUCCCGACGUUCGGGACAGCCUCAUGCAGUUCUUCGUCGAACGGGUAAGGGCGAACUUGCACGUUGUCCUGUGCUUCUCCCCCGUGGGAGAUGCAUUCCGGUCACGGUGUAGAAGAUUUCCGGGACUAAUCAACUGCACGCAGAUCGAUCUCUUCCGUCCGUGGCCCAGGGAUGCGCUGGUGAAGGUGUCCCUCUGGUUCCUGGAGGACAUGGCCCUUGGAGACAACGAGGUCUCGCAACGAUUUCUUCAAGAGGAGGGACGGCAUAACUACACCACACCCAAGAGCUUCCUCGAGCUCAUUGGCUUCUACAAAGAACUGCUGAGGAAGAAGAAAGGGGAGCUGGACGGUAACAUCAACCGCCUCGCCAAUGGCCUUCAAACCCUGAGAAAAACGAAUGACGAUGUGCAGACCUUGCGGGAUGAUCUGAAGCUGAAGAUGAAGGAGGUAGAUGCGAAGAAGCGCGGGACGGAUGUUCUCUUGGAAGAAAUGGGCACGCAGCGCUCCGAGGCCGAAGCCCAGCAGAUGACCAAGGUUAAGAUGAUGAUCAGCAAUCCCCGCUAUCACUUCUACUGCAACAUUUUUCAGUCCAUCGCGGAUGUGGAGAAGUCCAAAGCCGAUCUUGCUGCAAGCAACGCAAGAACAAUUGAGCUGGAGGCCGAGAUGGAGCUGGCGGUGGCAAAGCCGGCCCUGAUGGCUGCCCACGAGGCGGUGAACUGUUUGGACAAGGCUAGCUUGACAGAGCUCAAGAGCUUCAGCAAGGAGGUCGUGAAGCGAGUGCAGCCCCUUCUCUUGGAGCCGGACUUUACGUACGCGGUCAUGAAGACAAAGUCUGCGGCGGCAGCAAAUCUCUGCAACUGGGUCAUCAACAUCAUCAACUUCAACCAGAUCUACAAGAAGGUCAAGCCUCUCAUGGACGCUUUGGAAGCGGCCCAGAAGGCCAAAGCCGCCGCGAUUGCUGACCUAGCUAAGGUGGAAGACGCCUUGGCUGUUAUCAACGCGCACUUGGGAAAGCUGGAGAAGUCUUUCGUGGAGGCUACCGAGGAAAAGUCGAGAGUAGAGGGACAAGCUAGAGCCUGCCAGGAGCGGCUGGGCCUGGCUGAGAGGCUAACAAAGGGGCUGGCCAGUGAGAACAAACGCUGGGGAGAAGAGGUCGAGCGACUGCGAACGAGGUGGCUCCCCGACCUGACAGCAAAGAUGGUACCACUUCGCGAGGGGUUAGAACCCCUGCAGAUGCUGACGAAUGACAGCCAGGUGGCGGAAUGGCAGAACGAGCGACUGCCGUCGGACCAAAUCAGCGUGGAGAACGGAGGAAUUUUGACUCAGUGCCAGCGAUGGCCGCUCAUGAUCGACCCGCAGCUUCAGGGCAUCCGGUGGCUGCGUCGUCACGAGGAAGUCGCCACAGAGGCGAGCGGCCGAUCACUUCUUGUCCUCCAGAUGGGCGAGGCGAAUUGGAUGAAGAAAAUUGUGGCGGCUAUCCAGGAGGGCGACACAGUCAUCGUUGAGAAUUGCCUUCAAGACAUCGACGCGGCGCUCAACCCGGUGCUGCAGAGAGCGGUGAUUCGGAAGGGGAGCAACCUGUUCCUGCGCAUGGGCGGGGAGGAUUGCGAGUACAACCCGGCAUUCAGGCUUUAUCUACAGAGUCGACUUUCGAACCCUCACUACCGCCCUGAGGUGUUCGCAACCUGCACGCUCAUCAACUUCAUCGUGACCGAAAGGGGACUGGAGGAUCAGCUUUUGGCGUCGGUCGUUGGAGCAGAGCAACCGGAACUUGAAAAGACCAAGAACGACCUCGUGCAGGCGUCCAACAGCUACAAAAUGCAGCUGCAAGGCCUUGAAGACCAACUGCUUCAGCGACUAGCGGAUGCUCCUGCUGAUAUUCUCGCCGACGUCGCUCUCAUCGAGGGACUGGAGGAGAUGAAGGAGACCGCUCGAGAGAUCAAUGAGGCGGUUGUGCUAGGAAAGGAGACCGAGGCUGGGAUUAACGAGGCUCGAGAGGUGUACCGACCGGUGGCCGCGGAGGCUUCCCUGAUGUACUUCAUGCUCCUCAAACUCAGCACCGUCGACUCCAUGUACCAGUACAGCCUUGACUCGCUAACACGGUUUUUCUUCAAGUCCAUCAGUUCGAGCAAGCUGGCGGUUGACGACCAACCCCAACGCGUGGAAAACCUGAGGAGAAGCCUCCGAUUCACGGUGUACACGUGGGUAACGAGGGGCCUGUUCGAGAAGCAUCGGCUAAUCUUCUUGACACAACUCACCUUCGGGCUGUUGAAGUUUGGAGCAUUCGGGGGAGACACCGGGUAUUCCGCGGACGCCCUGAAUUUCCUGCUCAAGGGAGGACGUUCCGCCGCUGCCGGUGGGGGGGCGGAUGAUCCAUCCCCGGCCGACUGGCUCUCCGAAACAGCGUGGAGGAUGGUGCUGGAGCUGAGCUCGCUCGAUGGGUUUGCUAAGCUCGCCAAUGACGUGGCUGAAUCGGCGCCGCGGUUUCGCGAGUGGUUUGAUGCUGCUGCCCCCGAGCUGGAAAAGCUUCCUCUGGAUUGGCGAGAGCUCGACAAGCGACCAUUCCUCAAGUUACUGGUUGUCAAGUGUCUGCGACCAGACCGGAUGACUCAGGCUAUUGCAAACUUUGUGCGAACUAACUUGCCCGACGGCCCGGCAUUCGCCGACAUCGAUGCCAAGCUGAACAGCUUCCAGGUGCUGUCGGAGGCCUUCAAGGACUCUGAUCCAGCCACCCCAGUAUACUUCAUCUUGUCAGCCGGAGCAAACGUCACAGCCGACGUGGACAAGCUUGCAGACGUGUACGGCAUGGAACGGGGAACAAACUACCACGACAUUUCGCUGGGCCAGGGACAUUGGGUAGUGCUAAACAACGUCCAUUUGAUGCCGAAGUGGCUACCGGCGCUGAGCAAGCGAAUGGACUACUUCAAGGACAUCGGAUCAAACCCCAAGUUCCGCAUGAUGCUUUCCUCGGACCCGUCGGGAACAAUCCCUGUCGGCAUUCUCGAAAGGUGCAUCAAGCUGACAAAUGAUCCGCCUUCGGGUCUGAGAGCAAACCUCAAGCAGGCUUUCGCAUCUAUCUCCAGGGAGGACUACAGCGACCUAGAACCAAGGUAA